CAUCUUUGUUACUUAAAAGCCACCUAUAUUAUCUGUUUAUUUCCUUUAAAUCAUGAUCCCUAUGAUAUCCCAACAGACCGUUCUGACAUUUACUACACCCAAGAAUCAAGCAGAUGAACAAGGAGCUCUACUGCAAGUCAGCCUCCUAAAUGAAAAAGUCUGGUGGAGCUGAAGAAGACACGGAGGUGAAGAUACAUGAGAUGGUGGAACUGGUUCUCCGGGAGGCACACGGGACACUGGGACAGCCGGGAGCUCGGGAGGUCCACGAUGGGGGUGGCUUUAGGAAGGACCGGUUACAGCCCAAAGAUCAGCCAAGCCUGAGGCGGGAGGUGAACGGCUGCCAGGAGGGUGACAACGAGCUCCACACAACUGCAGAGUUCAGAGCACACGUGGCCAAGAAACUGGGAGCAAUGCUGGACAGUUUCAUCACUGUUUUGAAGGACUCGUCAGGACCUUCUCAGACCUCUGUGCCACAGUCUGACUCUGCAGAUGAUGGUUUUCGCCUCUUCUCCUCCUCUGUCCCUGGAGACUGUGGGAAACCAGAGCCUUGCCCUGCAGCAAGGAGGAGGCGCCCAGUGAGCUCCAGCGACACGGACAGUGACCAGGAAUGGCAAAGGUUCCAGGAGGCUGCUGUGUCAGCUGCAGAUAUUCUGAAGCAAAGUGCUUUUCCUGCACUGUCCCAGGAUUCCAGCCAGGAUCAGAGUCAGGGUUGUGUAGAGCACAACCAGAAAAAGAAGAAGAAGAAGAAGAAAAUUAAGGGAGAGAAAAACAUUCAAGAGAAAAGAAUAGACCCAGUAGAGUGUGACCAGAUCUGCAAAGAUUUGCCUCGGCUGGUGUCUGCAAAUGGACAGCAGGAGAGACAGAACAGCAAUCAUGGAGACAACUCAGUGCUACCAGGAGCUGUGAAGAAGAAAAGGAAGAAGAAAAAAUUAGAAUGAUGGUUUUAUUCUGCAAACAGCAGGCGGUUGUGAUGGAUGAAGGAAAUGAAAGAAAACUUAACAACAAGAGUUGCUGCAGAGGAGAGAAAAUUAAUUGGCAGAGCUUCUGUUCUAAAAGCUCAGUGACCUGAGAGACUAAUUAAGUGCCUUCCUGUGCUGUUGGCACCCCUGUGGAAGGGAACAUUGUUCUCCUCACAUGGCAGUUGUCUGUGCUGCUGCCUGUGCAGGCCAACCCUAAAAGGACGAAAUCCUGUGCCAGACUUGUUUGACAGAGGGGUGUAAUCACAGCUGCAUCCCUCCUGCUCUGUCUUCUCAUCAUGAAACCAAAUCUGGUGUCCUGGAGAAAGUACAUGAUGAAUUGAAUUUGGUUUACAUGGCAACAGACAAAAAGCUGUAAGGAACCUUUAGUAAGAAUAAACACCACAAGGUUAAACAGUGGGACAAACCACCUUGAUAUCAGUUUUAGAGGACAGACGUAGAAGAUUUCCAGGACCUCAUAAAAGACUUAUUUUCUUCAGCAAGAGACCAGAAAGCAGCAAAAUUCUCAGGUGAGAGAAGCCUUCAUUUCCCCGAGGUGGGUUCUGAAUUGCUGCCUUGGACCAGACCCUGCUCAGACAGAGGUUCAGAGCUGUGAAGUGCUCAGGACCAUCCUCUGGGCCUUUCCUCAGGAGCUGCAAGCCCUGCACAGCCUGGAGCCGGGCUGGGCACAGAGGGAAGAUAUGGUCUGCACCCAGAGCACCAUGUGGCCUCCCUGCAGGGCAUUAACAAAGCUCAGAUGGACCCAGAAGACUUUCUUUGCGUGGCUAAAAAGAAGUAACAAUUCAGAGUUCACGUAAAAACAUGUAAUGAUUCCUUAUACACACAGAAGUCCUGACGAUGCUGCUUCUGCUUGCCUUGGAGACCUUCAGCUGCAGAGGCCUUCUUUUGAAACCAGUGAACUCUGAAGUCUAUAAACCCAGAAGUGAACAUCUGUUUUUCUGCUGGGACCUCACUGAAUGCUACAACUGGAUGCCAUGUGGAGAACUGAAUAUGGAAACCUUUCAAAUACUAAGGAGAAGGACAGAAGAAUCCCAGGCAUCACCUCCACCAAGAGCAAGAGAACCUGUGUUGCACAUGCAGCAUCCUCCUGCUGCUGCAUCCCAAAACCUCAGGUGGCUGGAACAUGUUGCAGUUUCCUCUGUAUUGAUGGAGGAGCUGAGCUAGCAAGGAUGAAGGGAUCCACCCAGGACUACACAGCAGCUGCUGACAGAACAGAGUUACGUCAUGUCCAACCGUAUGUUCAAACUGGCUCUUGUCCCUCCCACGCUGGAAGGAACAAUGAAUGGGAAUGCACAGCUGGACUGGGACAACUGAUCCAAACUCCACAAAGCCCCACUUGCACAAACCGCUGCAAGUGAACUCCCGGGAGGUGGGAGCAGAACACACCACUUCUGCAUUUGGCAAAAACAAGGAAGGACGGAGGGUUCGGCAGCAGAAACCGGGGAGAGGCAAGAUCAGUGUAAAUGUAGCAGUUCCCCUGCCUGGGACCUGUGCAGGUUUGAUACAGGGCUGGUGAUAACACAGAGCAUGUAAUUUUUAUUUGGUCAAAGCACAUGGAACGUUAUUUUCCUUCUUUAAAAACCCACUUCGAGCAUCUCAUCCUACCGCUUUUACUUGGUUUCCAAGAUCACAAAUUCAAAAACACAGCAAUCUCCAGAAAUACCUGUGAAUUUAAUAAAUUAAACCACCGGCGUGUAACUACCUUA
Corapipo altera (White-ruffed manakin) is the source of this 2683-nucleotide messenger RNA. RefSeq names its product chromosome unknown C12orf43 homolog (gene CUNH12orf43). NCBI's taxonomy places the organism in Eukaryota, Metazoa, Chordata, Aves, Passeriformes, Pipridae. The transcript is spliced from 12 exons. Bases 150 to 938 code for a protein of 262 amino acids. The record is from RefSeq and is a predicted model, not a curated record. Gene Ontology annotation, biological process: Spemann organizer formation; negative regulation of Wnt signaling pathway; Wnt signaling pathway.